Molecule: messenger RNA, 769 nt
Organism: Pseudocercospora fijiensis CIRAD86
Lineage: Eukaryota; Fungi; Ascomycota; Dothideomycetes; Mycosphaerellales; Mycosphaerellaceae
Exons: 2
Coding region: 84-572 (162 amino acids)
Source: RefSeq, a predicted model, not a curated record
CAAAGCAUCUCAUCCAGCAUCUCAUUCAGCAUUCAAUAUCGCAGCAUCUCAAGCCAUCAAUACGACCAACUCCAACCUUCACAAUGUUCUCUUCAAUUAUCAAUCUUCUGGCCGUCAGCGCCAUGCUCUCGCUUGCCAUCGCUGCUCCAACCCCAUCUCCAAUCUCCAACAAUCAACACCGGCAAGCAGCAGAAGUCGUCGGCGCCACCGUCGAAGUAGCAGAAUUCAUCAUGGACGUCGUCUCCAAAGUCCAAGACGCAUUCAACGAAGCCUACGACCAAGCAUCCCAAUUCACACAAGACACAGUCGUCCGACUCGCAGCCAAAUACCCGACCAAGAACAUUCUCAUGUAUCACGAUCAAGACAGCACGUAUAAGCUUUACGGCGCUCAGCAUCAACAUGUUGAAUUCGACCUGGCAGCGCCGCUCGGCACGAUGGGGUAUGAGAUUUGGAUUUUCGAUCAUGGGACUUUUCAGAGGGCUGGUGAUGGGGGGUAUCUGAAUUGGGCGUAUAUUGGGAAUGCUACGGCUCUGAAUGAUGAUGGUGGGGUGCAGUUUUAUUUGAGACAGUGAUGUGUUUGGGAUAUGUUACUUGUGUUGGGGCGUUCAAUGGGCGUUUUUGAGCGAUUCUGUGAAUUUAGCGAUUCUGUCAGUUCAGCGAUUCUGUUCUUCUUAUUCUUUUCCAUCCAUCUCAUUAAGGGCUAUCCGAAUGUACGAAAGUAUUGUUUCCAAGCGCUGCAUUUUCAAUGCACAGAUAUGCUCUCAAAGUC